CAGUCCAAAACAUCAGAUCAGCUACGUAAUGAGAAACGAACACUGAUUGAUGCCCAGUCAGUGUUUGCACGCCUAAAACACAAGAAGAUCUCCCCAUCAUCCAAGAAGGCUUAUGCCCGCCAGUCUUUAACAGGCAUCAUCACCCAAUCCCAGAAGAACUUCAGCAACUUCAAGAACUCUGGUGCUACACAAAAUCUGGGCAUAAUUCCUAAAAAGGUUUGCUCAGGGAUGUCUUCCAGUCACUUGCCACAGGAGGAGGAAGGCAACAGGGAAGGUGUGGAUCCACAAACCACAUCUUCCACUCAUGAAGGCAAACAAGAACACAGUACUUCUCCCCAGUCCAACAUGACACUGGAAACAUCAACGUCCAAUAAUGUGCCCAAUUCUGCAACAGACCAAAGCAGGGCCAGUCAGAGUUGUAGUGGUAUAGGAGUGAAUCUUGGCAGUCAAAAUACACUGAGUAGCCUCGUUGGGUAUGAUAGCAGUACGAGUGAUAGUGAUUAAUUUAAUCAACUUUGUUGAGCCUGUACUCUUGUUAAGGUCUUGAAAAAAUGUGAUAUUGAUAUAUAAUGCAAAUUUUGGGUUGUUUAAGUUAAACAAUAUUGUACAUAUUUUCUUCUGUGUGGCAUGUACAUUGUAAUUAAAGAAUACAUGAUCUAUUACUUUAGAAAUACAGUAGAGCUUGUAUAAAGUGAAUCUGAUGAA
Messenger RNA from Penaeus chinensis, 705 nucleotides. Its product is annotated as coiled-coil domain-containing protein 130 homolog. The record is from RefSeq and is a predicted model, not a curated record. Gene Ontology annotation, cellular component: U2-type spliceosomal complex; post-mRNA release spliceosomal complex. Gene Ontology annotation, biological process: mRNA splicing, via spliceosome. NCBI's taxonomy places the organism in Eukaryota, Metazoa, Arthropoda, Malacostraca, Decapoda, Penaeidae.